This is a messenger RNA of Humulus lupulus (European hop), 720 nucleotides long. RefSeq lists its product as uncharacterized. The transcript has 6 exons. Lineage: Eukaryota; Viridiplantae; Streptophyta; Magnoliopsida; Rosales; Cannabaceae. Gene Ontology annotation, cellular component: EKC/KEOPS complex. The record is from RefSeq and is a predicted model, not a curated record. The coding region runs from base 213 to 599 and encodes 128 amino acids.
AUUUUGGAGCAAUUUCAAAGUCUAGCUUUAGAACACAUUUUUUUUUAAUCCAAAACCCUAAAAACAUUUCCUUUUCUCUGUACUCGCCCAAGCUUGCCUUCGCUCACUUCCUUCUUCAUCGUUGCUACUACGCCCAAACUCACCGUCCACCUCAGUCACCAACUCGCGGUUCCCAUAAUCUGCGACCAUCAGCUACCGCGAAUUGGUGUACAAUGGCUAUCCCCACUCCAAAUUCAUGGGAAUUUAUUUGUGACCUAGAAGUAGAUUACGGGUCGGAGGAGAAUGCUUCGAUAGUCUAUGCUGCAUUAGCAGUUGAUAAGGAGUUGCAGCCAGACAAAGUGAAAAGGCAGAUGUCCUUGUCUGACGGAAAGCUUUCAGUGGAGCGGUAUAGAAUGUUUCGUUUAGUUAAAGUUGUAGCGAUAAUCUUGCGUGUUUGCUUGUAUAAUUGCAUUUUGAGGCAGUUGAAGCAAGAUUUCUUCGAGCAUCCUAUAGCGCUUUUGUUGAUAUCCUUACCCUUGCUACAAAAACUAUCGAAGAAUUCGGAAAAGGAAUGGAAUUGUGACAAAGAUUGUGAACAACAAUGUAUUAUUUUCUUCUAGUUAGGAGGGUGAAUCUUGCAUUGAAUGAGCUGUAAACUGAAUGAAAAAUUGGUGUUUCUGAAUGUUCUAUUUUACAAAGCAUGAUUUCACUAUAUCAUAUAUAUUUUUUGUUUUGGGAUAA